UGGGAACACAAAAGCACAAGAGGACUUGAUAGGAAGCUUGCAGGAUUAAUCGGAAGUCUUUCUCGGACUUCCUGAAUACAUGUUCGUGUGGUUCCUGAUUGAUGACAUAUUUUCUUCCCUGCGAGUGUGAGAGCGGCCAUCCCGGAUGGAGCGUCUGACUUUGGCGGAGGAGGAGAGUCGCCCAGCGGCUCCUCAGCAGCUGCGUCUCCUCUCCCGGAGGAGGCUGGCGAGCGUCAGCUCUGCCGAUCUGGCCGCCGAACGGCUCACCCUGCCCGGGGUCAUGGACGCCGAGGGGAGGGUAGACGAGUCUCGACUGAGGAUGCACAUUUUUCAAAACGGUGGCUUGUCUCCAACUGAGCGUGGCCUGGCAUGGCGCUUCCUGUUUGGGAUGUAUCCCUGCAGCUCCACUGCUCUAGAGCGACCUCUGCUGCUGGAGCAGCUGGCUGUACGUUACCAAGUCAUGAAGAGAAAGUGGCAGAACUUCCUCCCUUCUGCUGUACGGAUGCACCUCAACGGCACGGACGCUGAGCUGGUUGCAGCUGUCAGCUACUUUGACCAGAGGCAGGCGCUGAUCCAGCAGCAUGAACAGAACCAGAAUGACGUGGUCCGACAUAGGCUGGUAUUCUUGGAGCUGCAAGCACGGAUAUUGUUUGAGCGUGUUACAUUCGACAAGGAAGAGGUGCAGGAAGCCAUUCGAAUCAUUGAUAAAGACGUUCCAAGAACUACCAGAGAUCUAGGAUACUACCAAGGUGAAGGUUCAGGGAAUCUGUUGGUGUUGAGAGACAUCCUCAUCACUUAUGCUGCUUUUCAUCCAGAGGUGAGUUACGCCCAGGGAAUGAACGACUUGUGCAGCCGAUUCCUUGAGGUUCUUGAUUCGGAGGUGGACAGCUUCUGGAGUUUUUCCUCUUACAUGGAGAAAUUUGCAAAGGAUUUCAGAGAAGAUGGUCUUUACAGAAAAAUAGAGUUGGAGGCGGCCCUGUUAAAAGAGUUAGACCCUCAGCUUCAUGUCCACUUGGUGACAGACAGCAUGGAGAGCUUCACCUUCUGUCACAGAUGGCUGCUGCUUGGUUUCCAGAGAGAGUUUGAACACAGUGACGCUCUUCGUUUAUUCGAGAUCCUGAGUUGCGACCACCUGGAGCUCAUUUCCCAGCAAGUAGACCGAGCCCGUCAUCAGGAAAGGCUGGCACAAACAUAUUGCACAGAUGAUGGGUGCGAGUCACAGCUUCAGGCUGUCAACACAGACUUCACGUUUGAGUUGUUUAUCUGUGCGGCCAUCCUGCUGGACCACAGACACACUCUGCUGCAAUGUCGAGAUGAAGUCCAGCUGAUUCAGUUCACCAGCAGCCUUCAGGGAACACUGGACUUGAACAGCACGCUAAAGAAAGCGGAGCGUCAUUUCUUCAACUACUGCAAGCGCUGUGCUUGGGACUCCAUGAGCAACCACUGCAGAGCACACAAGAGCAAAGAAGAAGACUUUCUACAUCAGCUGCGUUGUUUAUUUGUUUUAAGAUAGAAAACAUUAUUCCAGUCCCCGGGACAUUUCUUCGUGUCUUAUUGUUUAUCCUCCUCAGGGAAAUGUAUCGUAUGACAGAAGCACCAACACAACUGUUUUUUUUUGGUUUUUUUAUCGACGCGCAUGAAAUGUCCAAAGAAAAUAAUGCGAUUGCUUCAGAACGGACUUUGUUAUGUGAUAUGUUACUCGUGGAAUGUGACACGCGACAGGUGGCGUUACUUCAAGUUAUAUUUAUAAUGACUUAUAACGUGUAAGUUGACAGAUGGGAAUGAAAGGAAAUGUCCUGCAUGAGCACAUGUUUUACUACAGUUAAUUAUUGAAUUACUUUUUUCUGUGCUAAUACAGUAGUAACAUUGCCUUCUUCAUAUACUGUAAUUUGGUUGUUAGCUAGAGUACGGACCCGAUUUACUAAGAUCCAAAUACCACGUUCUAAACAGUGUGAGCAAUCUGUAAAAUAGCGCGUACUAUUAGUGGGCGUGUUGCGUGUGAUUAACUAAGACUGUGUGUACAAAUUGUUAAGUGGUGUAGACCACCUUUUGAAUGACGAUUUUGUGUGUACUACACAGAGCCUAACCGGGGAGACACUAAUUUACUGUUAUCAUGUUUCCUACCUGUGGCAUGUUGCUAGGUUUUCAAACAUGCGGGAGACAUUUACCACUUUUUAUGGGCAUUUUAAAAGCAGGAGUGCAGUACAUCUACAUUGACACCAUUUUUUUUUCUUACCCCUGAAGAUGCAUGAGAGAGAGGCUGCACUUACUCAAAAAUGCAUACUUCAAGAAGUUUUUUUUCGCAUAAGAAAUAUUUUUUAAUGAUAUAUAUUCUGUGCGAAAAAAACAAACGGCAUUAAAAUACACUAAAGGACACCAAAAUGCAUCAAUUGAUUUGUUUUAAUCAUCUCCUUAAGUCCUCUAGCAUCUUUAAAAUGAUGUUGCUGAAUAGACUAUGUCCGUUUUUUUAUUUCUGACCAUCCAAAUAUGUUGACACACACGCACGAAGGAGGAUCUUCGUCCAUUGCGUGUCUUUGCAGCACUCAUUCUGCACAGUCUGUGGUGCCCUCAGUUGGCUCCCACAAGCCAUUCUUGCCAACCUUGAGACCUCCGAAUUCGGGAGAUUAGGGCGGGGUUGAGGUGAGCGGGGUUUGGUGGUAGCGGAGGUGUAUAUUGUAGCCCGGAAGAGUUAGGGCUGCAAGGGAUUCUGGGUAUCUGUUCUGUUGUGUUUAUGUUGUGUUACGGUGCGGAUGUUCUCCCGAAAUGUGUUUGUCAUUCUUGUUUGGUGUGGGUUGACAGUGUGGCGCAUAUUU
Molecule: messenger RNA, 2813 nt
Organism: Nerophis lumbriciformis (worm pipefish)
Lineage: Eukaryota; Metazoa; Chordata; Actinopteri; Syngnathiformes; Syngnathidae
Product: TBC1 domain family member 15
Biological process (GO): activation of GTPase activity
Molecular function (GO): GTPase activator activity
Source: RefSeq, a predicted model, not a curated record